GUCGAAACCGGAUUCUAUUUCGCGUUUUUUUUCCGCUUGUGUGCCGCCCUUACGAUCACUCCCUUACCUUCUAUUAUCACCGACAAGUGUCCAGGCAACGUGCCCAGUCGAUUUUCCACGAAGCUAGACCGGGAUCGAUCGUGUAAUAUACACAAGUUACAAGAACGAUCUCGCACAUAUGAUUUUCCAUUUACACACGGAGAUUAAUUGCUUUUCGUUUCAACGUUUGCCGCUCAGAUAUGAUGUGUCGCGGAUGCAAGAACAAGUAACGUUCGUUGCUCGAUCUAUUUGACUGUACGUCGCGAGAUCAGAAAAUUCACCUUCGAUCCUUCGAACCGGCACUCGAAGACGCAGUGACAAACUGAGCAAACCGAUCGUAUCAUUUACAACGUAGCAGUUUAGGUGCUUAAUGGUUGCUUUGACAGUGUUCGAAUAUUUUUCGGAGCAGUUGGAUUUUCAGGAUGAACAAAACGAACGGUACGGAGGGUGCAAAUCAAGAUAAUAGAACAGAAGUAUACGUGAAUCAUGCUUUGAGCGAAUCCGGGGAUAGUUUGAAUCUAAGUAAUUCGAACAAUUCUCAUAAUCUGCAUAAUUCAUAUGGGAGCCAUCAAGGGAUACAAGGCUCUUCUGACUUCAUUCUGGUGGAGGAACCUAGUGAUUAUGGGAUCCAGCACAAGGACAGUUUUGUAAAUUCAAUGUUACACUAUGCCAGACGACGUUGCAGGUCGAUUUGCACAAAGAAAACAAUUCUCAAGAGGAUACCAAUUUUAAAUUGGUUACCGAGGUAUAAUGGUCAAGAUGCAAUUGGCGAUCUCGUUGCCGGUGUUACCGUAGGUCUUACAGUUAUCCCGCAGUCGUUAGCCUAUGCUAAUGUAGCUGAUUUACCACCUCAAUAUGGACUAUAUGGUAGCUUUUUGGGCUGCUUUCUUUAUAUCAUAUUUGGAUCUUGUAAAGACAUACCAAUGGGACCCAGUGCCAUCACUUCUCUGAUCACAUAUCAAACAAUUUCACAUUUAAAUGCACCACUGAAACAUGCAAUACUUCUUUCUUUCUUGGCUGGAGUAAUAGAACUAGUAAUGGGCAUAUUUGGUCUUGGAUUUUUAAUUGAUUUUGUGUCUGGACCAGUCAGCUCUGGGUUUACAUCAGCAGUAGCAUUGGUGAUUGUCACUUCGCAGAUAAAAGAUAUACUUGGUAUACCUGCAAAAGGAUCGCAAUUUCUUGAAAUGUGGAAAAGUAUUGUCGAACGUGUGCACGAGACUUCAGCCUGGGAUGCUGCACUUGGAGCAUCUUGCAUAGCACUUCUUUUAUUUCUCAGGCUCCUAUCAACAUACAGUAUAGGUCCGAAAGAUGUCGAAUUACAAAGUAAAAGAUAUCGCGUUAUAAAUAAACUAAUUUGGUUAAUUGGUACGUCACGAAAUGCACUUUUAGUGAUAUUAUGUGGCUUUUUGGGAUAUACUUUUAAGGAAGGAUCUCCCUUCAAAGUGGUUGGAUAUAUACCGGAAGGUAUGCCAAGUGUACAGUUACCGCCAUUCGGUUAUACCAAAGAUGAUAAUACAACAGUGACAUUUAUUGACAUGGUUUCAAAUUUGGGAAGUGGUAUUCUUGUUUUACCACUUAUUUCACUAAUGGAAGAUAUUGCCAUUUGCAAAGCCUUCUCAACUGGAAAAUCAGUUGAUGCAACACAAGAAUUAAUAGCAAUUGGAAUAUCAAACAUUGGUAAUUCUUUUGUUCAGGCUUUUCCUGGUACAGGAUCUCUCAGUAGAAGCGCUGUAAACAAUGCUUCUGGAGUUAGAACACCAAUGGGAGGCAUUUACACUGGUACUUUAGUAAUAUUAGCCCUUUGUUACCUCACACCAUACUUUAGCUACAUCCCAAGGACAACAUUAGCAGCAAUUAUCAUAGCAGCAGUAAUUUUUUUUACAGAAUCAGACUUAAUACCCGGAUUGGGAACGUUUAUUGCGUGUUUAGUGUUACAAUUAGAAAUUGGUAUUCUGUGUGGUAUCGGAAUAAAUAUUUUAUUCAUUUUAUAUCAUGCAGCGCGGCCAAAAAUAUCUGUAGAAAAGCUUACCACUCGACACGGCAUUCACUAUCUCAUGUUAACUCCAGAUAGAUGCUUAAUAUUUCCAUCGGUAGAUUAUGUUCGAAACUUAGUAACGAAAUACAGUCUACGAGCUGGAAAUGUAGCAACCCCAGUUGUAAUUGAUUGUUCUCAUAUUUAUGGAGCUGAUUUUACUGCAGCUACAGUAAUAGAAACUUUGACAAAAGAUUUUGCAUCGAGAGGUCAACCACUCUUUUUCUACAAUCUAAAGCCCUCAGUAUAUGCCGUAUUUGAGGGUGUUGCAUCAAACGAUUUUGUUGUGUACUAUACUCAGGAGGCGCUGGACGACCUCCUAAAAGACAGAGGAUACUUAAAGCAAAUUAAAUAA
Molecule: messenger RNA, 2426 nt
Organism: Habropoda laboriosa
Lineage: Eukaryota; Metazoa; Arthropoda; Insecta; Hymenoptera; Apidae
Gene: Esp
Product: sodium-independent sulfate anion transporter-like
Exons: 11
Coding region: 462-2426 (654 amino acids)
Biological process (GO): transmembrane transport
Cellular component (GO): membrane
Molecular function (GO): sulfate transmembrane transporter activity
Source: RefSeq, a predicted model, not a curated record